Messenger RNA from Biomphalaria glabrata, 3255 nucleotides. RefSeq lists its product as uncharacterized. Lineage: Eukaryota; Metazoa; Mollusca; Gastropoda; Planorbidae. The transcript is spliced from 3 exons. The coding region runs from base 131 to 820 and encodes 229 amino acids. The record is from RefSeq and is a predicted model, not a curated record.
GCGAGUGGAAAAGAGGGAGUGCGAAGUUUACUCCCUUUGGAAAGGGAGAGCAUUUCAUAAUCCUCCGAAUGAAUGUCUAGUCGCUACGUCCAGUUAGAUUUUUGAGGUGUAGCAAUUAUCAGAAACAGAGAUGGCAAUACCACGUCUUGGAAAGUUAAUUAAAAUCUUGAUACUUGCCUUAUUUCUAUAUGAGAAUACCACGUCGACUACUGUAGCACCAACAGAAAGUACGACCACUGAAAAACCAAUAGAGACUACAACCAGUGCAGCACCAGUGACUACGACAGGGCUAAUGGAAGCUAAUACAACAUCAACACCAGCUGAGACUACUACAAAUAACAGUCCAUCAGCUGAGGCUACUACAAAUAACAGUCCAACACCAACUGAGACUACUACAAAUAACAGUCCAACACCAACUGAGGCUACUACAAAUAACAGUCCAACAUCAGCUGAGGCUACUACAAAUAACAGUCCAACAUCAGCUGAGGCUACUACAAAUAACAGUUCAACAUCAGCCGAGACUACGCCUCCAAGUACUUCUACAUUUACGGGGACUACGGCGUUUAACAACAUGUCAUCUACAGUAAUCACGUUGUCAACCACAUCCACAACACAAGGGACUACGUUGAAACAACCCACGACAUCCGCUGUCACGUCAAUCACGAGCACAACCCCAAAAAUCUGGCAAUGGUUUUUUAAAAUGUGGGGAAAAAAAUUGUUGGCAAGAAUAGGUUUCGAAUCCACGCCAAAAAAGAGACUGGCCCAUACAUCCAAAGCCAUAGAUCACUCAGUCACGACUCCAGUACCGUCUAGAAUCUAGAUUGAAAAAAAAAAUGUAACGUUUAAAUUUUGUUUUUUCAAGUUCAAUUGAAAUUCUUUCGCCGUGGCCAGCGAUUUGUUUCAUUUCUUUUCGCUUCGAACUUUUUACGUUACCAGUUUGUUUGUUUCCUCAAGACUUCAAAUCCAGAACUGUACUAAGAAAUGAAGAAAAGAAAGUGAACACAGGUAACUGUAUCAAACAUUAGAUCGAAUUAGUUCUUUGACUGUUGUUUUGGACUUAUUAAUGUUUUUGACAUUUAUUUAAAAAUUUAUUUUUUUUUGUAACUUCAUGAAAUAGAUAAUACUCACAUAUAAAGAAAUAGGUAACACUCACAUAUAAAGAAACUGGUAAUACUCACAUAUAAAGAGAUGUGAUUUACUUACAUAUCUGUAUGAAAUCUGUAGAUCUGUUCCAUUAAGGUUCUGAUCGUAUUUUAUGGACAUACAUCACAAUAAGAACUUUAUAGGUUUUUAAAAACAAAUAGUUUCAGACUUAUUAAGGCCCUAAGCUAUUCCAGUUAUGGGACUCGUUAUAAGUUCAGAUAUUAUAUUUCAGUACAAAUUUGGAUUGUCAUAAUAAUGGCAAUGACUUCGAAAGUUUAAGGAUGGGUGAAGUGUAUCACAUUGCUAAGCAAACCCAUUCUUGUCCUGCAUAAUUUCCACAUCUGAUGCAGACAAAGCCUUCUGGGGUCUUCUGCGCCAGUCUUCUACAAGGGCUUUUCUUGUGAUUUGAAUCUGUGUGCCACGGCCUUCGUGAGAGCUUUCCAACUGUCUCUUUCAGGUACCAACAGCCGCCAGCUUCUUCCCUCUAUGCCACGGAGGGGAAAAUAGCACCUGAGUUGAUCUUUAUAGGUUCUCAGGUUCAAAUCUCGUUGAAGACUGGGAUUUUGAAUUUCGGGAUUCUUAGGACGCCCCUGAUCCCCCCCCCCCCCAACUCAGGCAAGUGGGUGUUCUAAGCUAAAGCUAAUGUCGCUUUUAGGUAAACCCAGCACCUGCUGUACAUAAAUCUGCUGUAGGAUUCUGGAAUGUAGCUCUAGGAACUGAAGUAGAAAAACAAGCAAAAUUUUAAAAAUACUUUAAAAAAACAAGGUUACAAAGACAGUUUGUGUGGAAACACAAACUCAGAAUCGGCCCCCGAAGUGGUUCACCCAGGCAGGCUUCAAUAUUUUCAGAAAGAACAUCCGAAUGAAAUUAUAUCAAAGACAAAUGACAGAUAACAAUGGAGAAAGAAGGUCGACAGAUCUUGUGUAAUGCCCCAUCGGUCCAGCAGAUGAAAGGAUAGGUGAAAGUGAAUGUAAAGUUAGAUGUGAACCUUGCCUAACUAGUUCCCCUUUCAGACCUUGUGGUCUAUAGGGCAGAUGAUGUAAAGUUCAUCUGUUUUGUGGCCUAUGGUUAACGAGGGUGUCAUGUAGCCAACGAUCAACCUUUACUUUUCCCCAACUAAUGUCAGGUACCCAUUAGAGCUGGGUGGACUCAGAGGCGCCCAAAGAUUCCGAAGUUGAAAAUCCCAGUCUUCACCAGGAUUCGAACCUUGGACCCCCAGUUCGGAAGCCAAGCGCUUUACCGCUCAGCUACCGCGCCUCCCCUGGCCUAACUGAAGUCUUAUAAUUCACGUAAUUGUUUUGAAAAGGCUCAAUCUCUUAUUCGAAUCCUCAAAAAUAGACAAAAAAAAAACAACUUUUGCAAUAAAAAUAUGACAAGAAAAUGCAGUUUACAAGAUUACUAUUCGUUUUAAAUUAUGUCUAACUUAUAAUGCAUACUAAAUAGAUUUUUAGUCUUGAAAAAAAGGAAACAUUUGUUUGUGUGUAAAUGUAGUACUUAGUACAUAACUUAACAAUACAAAUAUAAAACAAAAUUUUUUGACAAAACACGUUUGCAUAAAUGUGUUAAAAAUUUGGAAAACGGUUGUCUCCCCUAAUAAUGAGACUCAAGUGUUUGAGUGUUUAAUAGUUAAUAGAAAAAACUGCUUUCAUAAGUGAUUUAAAAAAUUAGAUUUUUCGCUUUCAGAAAAGAAAAAAGUAGCCGUUGCAUCAGAAAUAUUUUCACUAUCUUUUCUAGUUUACGAGAUCUAAACGGGAUGGACGGACGGACCGACAUUUCACACUAAUCUAAUAGCGUCUUUUCCCCUUUCGGGGGCCGCUAAAAAAAUCUUCUAUUAAGUUUAAAAAUAAGUUUGGAUCAGUCAUGUCAUUUCAUUUGUUAUAUAUCUAGACUAUAGCCUAACAAUAAUAAAUUUGUGCAAUUAGAAUUAUUUAUUUACCAAUUGUUUCUGUUUAACGCAGUUUCAUGCUUUGAGCUUUCUCAAUACGCUUUGAUACGCUUUGAUCCAAUCACAUUUCUGGAUCAGGUGGAAAGGGGUAGGGGAGAAAGAAAGGGUAUCUGGGUGAUCACUUUUUAAAUGUAUUUAUUUUAAUAAUUUUAUUUAUAAAGCGCUGU